Messenger RNA from Penicillium brevicompactum, 7146 nucleotides. RefSeq names its product alpha-1,3-glucan synthase Ags3 (gene ags3). Gene Ontology annotation, molecular function: alpha-1,3-glucan synthase activity. Gene Ontology annotation, biological process: fungal-type cell wall (1->3)-alpha-glucan biosynthetic process. Bases 1 to 7146 code for a protein of 2381 amino acids. NCBI's taxonomy places the organism in Eukaryota, Fungi, Ascomycota, Eurotiomycetes, Eurotiales, Aspergillaceae. Gene Ontology annotation, cellular component: fungal-type cell wall. The record is from RefSeq and is a predicted model, not a curated record. The transcript has 4 exons.
AUGCGGCGCUCAACAUUUCUUCUACUGUCGUUAUUAAGCGUCCAAGCCUUCUGUUGGCCUUACGAUGAACCACUCGCUAAAUAUAAUUUGAACGAAAACAAGACCGCCCAAGGUCCGAUCGAUUAUUGGGGAGCAUGGCCGGACCAUGAGUACCAUCCAUCGCCAGAUAACUGGCGUAUGCCUACAUAUACAAUCUUUUUGGACCGCAUAUCCAACGGCGACCCUACCAAUGACGAUAUUAACGGAACCGCAUUCGAACAUGUGGUCAACUCUAAUCAGAUGCGCCACGGUGGUGAUCUGGACGGCCUCGUCGACACGCUGGACUAUAUUCAGGGAAUGGGUUUCAAGGUCAUUUACUUUGCUGGAACGUACUUGAUGAACUUGCCCUGGGCCUACGAUGGGUACUCGCCGGUCGAUACCACUCUCCUCGAUAUGCAUUAUGGAACACUGGAGGAUUGGAGGCGAGCUAUCGAAGAGAUCCACAAAAGGGAUAUGUAUGUGUUGAUGGAUAACACACUUGCAACACUGAGCAACCUUAUCGGGUUCCAGGGCCAUCUGAAUGACUCGGCCGACUUCAAGGCAUCCGAAUACAAGGUCGAAUGGGUUACCGACAGACAGUAUGCCGAUUUCAACUUCAGCAACGUGUACAACGAAUCAUGCAACUACCCUAAAUUCUGGGAGGAGACAGGCUACCCCUUGACAACUCAGGGUGUCCAAGAUUUGCACGGGUGUUACGACAGUGAUUUCGAUCAGUUCGGAGAGCUGGAGGCCUUUGGUAACUUCCCUGAUUGGCAGCGUCAACUCACAAAGUUCGCAUCCGUGCAGGACCGACUGCGAGAAUGGCACAAGCCGGUCCGUGACGUGAUCGUCCAGCACUCAUGCCUUCAAAUCUCGAGUCUGGACAUCGAUGGCUUCCGCUUCGAUAAGAGUGUACAAGCUACACUCGAACCCCUGAGUGAGAUGCUCUCUAUCUACCGCGAUUGUGCGCAGAAGCUCGGCAAGGAGAACUUCUUCUUGCCCGGUGAGAUCACGUCUGGUGAUGACUUUGGUAGUCUUUACCUCGGCCGCGGGCGUCAGCCAAACCAACGCCCAGAGACUGUAGGUGAGGCUGUCAAGCUUACAAACAGCUCCGACUCCAACUUCCUGAGAGAGGACGGAUUGCAAGCAUUGGAUGCUUCCGCCUUCCAUUAUACCAUCUACCGCUCAAUGACUCGAUUCCUUGGAAUGGAUGGUAACCUUGUUGCGGGUUAUGAUUUACCUACCGAUUUCAUCCAAGCCUGGAACGCCAUGCUACGGAACAAUGAUUUCAUCAAUGCUUUCACGGGAGAGCUUGACCCCAGACACAUGUACGGUGUCUCGAACCAGGACAACUUCCGCUGGCCUGCAGUCGAAAAUGGUACCGACAAGUACAUGCUGGGUCUGUACAUCGUCUCUUUGGAGCUCCCAGGUGUUCCUCUCAUUCUGUGGGGAGAAGAGCAAGACAUGUACGUGUUCGAUGCCACUGCGUCGAACUACAUGUUCGGUCGACAGCCCAUGACCUACCAGACCGCAUGGUGGACACAGGGUUGCUUCAACUUGAACACCUCCAAAUUCUACGAUUUCCCCAUCGACAAGGGUCGCAAUGGUUGCAAUGAUAUCACUGUUACGUACGACCAGCGGAACCCUGCCCACCCGAUCCGUAACAUCAUGAAGCGCAUGUUCGAGAUUCGAGCGCAUUACCCGGUCGCCCAAGAUGGUCUUUACCUCGAAACGAUUUCUCAGCUGACUGAGGACAUCUACCUCCCUGGUUCUUCAACUACGCCCACGGUCACCGGUCUUUGGUCGGUCUUGCGAAGCUAUUACCCCGGUGUCCAGAGGGAUGCAAUUCUGGCAAACGAGACUCUAUGGCUUGUGUAUCACAAUGGAAACGAAACGGAAACCUACGGCACAAACUGCAGUUCCAAGAACGCGUCUCUGAUAGCUCCCUUCGAUUCGGGAACCAAGUUGAAGAAUCUCUUCUACCCCUACGAUGAGAUCACCUUGGAAGAUGGACCUGCAGGUGACGAAAACGACUACGGAUGCGCCCGUAAGAUGAAACUGCUUCCAUGGGAAUACCGUGCCUACGUCAAGAGCACCAACUUCGUGAAGCCUGGCCCUACCGUCACUGAUUUCUUCCCCGGACAUGACGCUCGAUUGAUCUCCACGGAAGACACAGGUGAAACCAUGCCUGUUCAGCUUGGUUACUCCACUGAGAUGGACUGUGACAGCAUCACGAAGGCUAUCUACCUUAACUCCACCACCGAGAAAAAUAUCACUGCCGAGCUUGAUACAUCCAGUGUCAACUGUACCAAAAUCGAUGCCCGGACGACGAGCCACAACCUUGUUGGAGAGAUCCCGACUGUUUGGACCUGGUCUGCUAACUUGAAGAACGUUCACCAUGGAAUUCAUCAAUUGACCGUGAAGAAUGUGUCGUCUGACGGAGUCUACACCAACGCGACCGACAGAUUCUUGCUUCGUCUCGGUUCUCACGACAACCCCCUGAUCUCUCCACUCUCCAAUUACUCUUCCACCCUCGUCUCCAAGUCCGACGACACAUACUAUGUCCAGCACAACGCUGCCGGUGCGGACCUUUUCCGAUACUCAUCUGAUUUCGGUCGGAGCUGGAACAACUGGACGACAUAUGAGGGCGGCAAGACUGCCGUUGACGUCCCGGUCUUCGAUGGUCCCAAGACUAUGAAGUGGGAAGGCACUCACAUUCGGGUGCAGUAUUUCUCCAGACUCACUGGAAGUAGUGAUUACAUGCAGGAAGGUGACUACUCCAGCGAUUCCGGCCGAAGAUUCCCUCAUCUUUGGUGGAAUGGUCCUUACAACCAGUACGGCUAUGAUUCCGGACUGGAUAGCAGGAUGAAGUACGAUUCCAAAACUUCUCGCUGGAACUACGACUUCGUCUAUGAAUGGCCAGCCAUCGGUCAGCUGAAUGUUUGGGGAGCGGAUAGCAACGGUGACCCUGAUACUUCAGAUGUCUACGGCGACGUCGGCAACUCUUCAUCCGUCCAGAAGCUUCCCCCAUCCUAUCUGUCCGCCAACGUCAUCAACAUCACCAGUCUUCCGCCGUUCCCCCAUCUUGGUUGGACCAUCUCACUCAAUGAUGCCAACUUGAGAUACGAACUCAUUCCUGUUGGAUCUGGAUGGGCCCAGCUGGUUCUUUUCAUUCUCCUCUGGGUUGUACCGAUUCUGAUGGGCUGCGCUGGUGUUUUCAUCUUCAUCCGUAACUUCUACCGCGUCAAGCUCAACAAGGACGGCAAUGUCGUCAAGGCAGCCAGUAUUCCUGUCGCACUAUGGAGCAAAGUCAAGGGCACACUUUCCAAAGACGGUGACGAUGCUAUUCAGAUGGAAGAAAAGGGCAUGCCAGCUGGCAUGGCUCUCGCAGGAGCGAGUGACCAGCGACGCACGGUAUUGAUUGCCACCAUGGAGUACGACAUUCAAGACUGGAAGGUCAAGGUCAAAAUCGGUGGUUUGGGAGUCAUGGCACAGCUCAUGUCCCAGAACUUGAAGCAUCAGAACCUGAUCUGGGUCGUGCCCUGCGUUGGUGACAUCGAAUACCCCGAGGACACACCCGCCGAACCGUUCGUGGUUACGAUCCUCGAUAAGCCUUACUCGGUGAAUGUGCAGUACCACGUUGUGGACAACAUCACUUACGUGUUGCUCGAUGCCCCUGUUUUCCGACAGCAGACCAAGGCGGAGCCCUACCCUCCGCGUAUGGAUGAUCUUGACAGUGCUAUCUACUAUUCCGCCUGGAAUCAGUGUAUCGCAGAGGCGAUCAAGCGAACUCCCUCCAUCGAUCUUUACCACAUCAACGAUUUCCACGGCUGUAUCGCUCCGCUUUAUCUCCUUCCCUCUCAAACUGUCCCUGUUUGCUUGUCCUUGCACAACGCCGAGUUCCAAGGUCUUUGGGCUCUGAGGACUGCACAGGAGAAGAAGGAAGUCUGCUCUGUUUUCAACCUUCCAGUUGAGGUGGCGACCAAAUAUUGUCAAUUCGGCAACGUUUUCAACCUUCUUUACGCCGGUGCUAGCUAUCUGCGAUUCCACCAACGUGGAUUUGGUGCAGUUGGUGUGUCUGAAAAGUACGGAAAACGCUCAUGGGCCCGUUAUCCCAUUUUCUGGAGUCUUGGAAAAAUUGGAAGUCUUCCGAACCCCGAUCCCUCCGACACAGCGGCCUUGAAGAAAGACCCUAACGUCGAAGUCUCGGUCCAAUCCGUCGAUGAGUCGAUCAAUGAUAAACUCCAGGCCCAGAAAUGGGCUGGUCUGAAAGAGGACCCCGAGGCUGAUUUGCUAGUGUUCGUCGGAAGAUGGUCAAAGCAGAAGGGUGUUGAUCUGAUUGCGGAUGUCAUGCCUGCCGUCCUGUCUGCUAGACCUAACGUCCAGCUGAUCUGUAUCGGUCCCCUUAUCGAUCUCUACGGUAAAUUGGCUGCCAUCAAGUUGGCACGCAUCAUGGAAAUGUUCCCCGGUCGUGUGUUCUCCAAGCCCGAGUUCACCAUUCUUCCUCCCUUCGUGUUCUCCGGUGCCGACUUUGCCCUUAUUCCAUCGCGCGAUGAGCCUUUCGGAUUGAUUGCCGUUGAGUUUGGUCGCAAGGGUGCGCUCGGAAUUGGUUCUCGCAUUGGAGGUCUUGGUCAGAUGCCUGGUUGGUGGUACACUGUCGAGUCUGACUCGGCUCGCCACCUCUUGCACCAACUGAGAACCGCUAUCAAAUCCGCGUUGGAUUCAACGCAGGCGGCCCGAGCUGAGAUGCGUGCAAACUCCGCCAAGCAGCGAUUCCCUGUCCUUGAGUGGGUUCAGAAGCUCGAAGUGUUACAGCGCACAUCUAUUCACAUCCACCACCAAAAGAACUCGCUCACAGUCUCUGGUCCAGCACGAGAGUCUCAGAUCUACUGGGAGACGCCCGGAUUGCGCGAUACGAUGAUGACUCGCCCUGGCUCAUUCCAGUCGCUCUCGACUGCUUUGGAGACCCCCAGAACAUCGCAAGCCGCCCAGCCAUCUCUCCUACAGCUCCAGGCUGCUGAAGCUCAGGAAAUGCAAGCCGAAAGCAACCGAGGCAGUAUGCUUGGUCGCCAAUUGUCGCUCGGUCGACGUUCUGGACCCGGUCAGGGCAGGAAGCGCCUCAUCAAGAGGUCUCUUCGCGAAAGUCAGAUGCUUGAGGCUCCUGUCGACGGUGAUACCACCGACGCCGACGAGGAGGGCGUUGCCACUCCACAACAGGAGAACUUCAUCUCCCAAGAGGAGGCCAUGGCAGCCAUCAACUCUUCCCUCGGCGCUCAAGAUAUUGCCACUCACCCUAGGAACAACGGUCACUCUCGUGAGGAUUCAUCCUCGUCCGCAUCGGAGGGCUCCCGGUUCAUCUCCAGAGACUCAUCGCCUAUCCGACUUUCUCGUGAUCCUUCUGAUCCCAGCACACCUUUCGCUCACGCUAAUAACCUUUCUGUCCUCUCUCUGCCCUCUGUUGUCCAGGACCAUGAAUCACCCGAUUUCCACCUGCAGAAGGUCGAUCCGACCUUCACCGAUAGCAUGGGUACCUUCACGAAGAACUUCGAACAGAAGCUCACCAACCUCAACAAGAAGAACUCGAUCUCGGAUUACUGUAUCGAGCUCUAUCUCAUGAAGAGUGAGCGCAAGUUCUUCUACAUGUACAACGAUGCGCAGUUGAAGAAGCAGCCCAAAGAACGUCCCGUGACCGGUGCUGGCUUGGAUCAGGCAGUCGAGACCCCGUACAACCUCGUCACCGAGGGUGGCGAAGAGUCGGACUCGAACGACUCGGAUGAAAUCGACGUCUGGCUCGCUCGUCUGGGAUACAAGAGACCCAUGGCCAUUCAGCGAUUCAUGAGAUGGCGUGUUGGUAACUGGCCUGUCUAUGCUCUUUUCCUGGGUCUUGGACAGAUCAUUGCGACAAACUCGGCUCAAAUCACUCUUUUGACUGGUCAAAUUGGUGAGACUGCUGUCAAGCUUUACGUUAUUGCGGCAAUCUACUGUGUCUCUUCGAUGGCCUGGUGGAUCCUGUACUUCAGUUUCCCGUCUGUGAUUGUUCUCUCUCUUCCUUGGUUUAUUUACGCUAUGUCGUUCAUCACCAUGGGUGUUUCGCCAUACGCGCUCUCGAACCUCGGUCAAGUGUGGGCUCAGAACUGUGCGGCAGGUAUCUAUGCCGCAGCCUCUUCUAGCGGUUCCUUGUUCUUCGCGCUCAACUUUGGUGACCAAGGAGCUGUUCCUGUGAAGGACUGGAUGUUCCGCGCCAGCUUGAUCCAGGGAAUCUCACAGCUCUACACCGUCGCCCUGUGGUACUGGAGUGCCAGAGUCACUUCUGUGGAAGUUGGAGGUGUUUCGACAGCCGCUUUGAACUCAUGGAAGCUCACAGCUGUGGUGAUGCCCAUUGCCGCGGUCUGCUUGAUCAUCGGUAUGCUUCUUGCUCUCGGUUUGCCCAAGUACUAUCGCCAAGCACCCGGAAAAAUCCUCAACUUCUACGGCUCUCUGCUCCGUCGCCGAAUCGUCCUCUGGUUCUUCUUCAUGGUCAUUGUCCAGAACUGGUUCCUUGCUGCGGCAUUCGGUCGCAACUGGUCCUUCCUAUGGUCUUCUCAACACGCAAAGGCCUGGGAGGUUACGCUUCUGAUUAUCUUCUUCUUUGUCGUCCUCUGGGUCGCGAUCAUGGUACUCUUCCGCUUCUUGUCCAAGGAGCACAGCUGGAUUCUACCCGUCUUCGGUCUGAGCAUUGGAGCACCACGCUGGGCACAGACCUGGUGGGGAACAUCCAACAUCGGAUACUAUCUUCCCUGGGCUGGAGGUCUGACUUCCGGUGCCCUUGCAUCACGAUGCCUGUGGCUCUGGCUUGGUGUUCUCGAUGAGAUUCAGCAAGUUGGUCUGGGAAUGAUCCUCCUGCAGACCUUGACACGAGUUCACGUCUGCUUCGUUCUUUUGGCUGCGCAAUGCAUUGGUUCCAUUGCCACCAUGUGUGCUCGAGGCUUCGCGCCUAACAAAACCGGCCCCGGUAGUAUCUCACCUCCCGUUGGCUCGUCGGUGGAUGCUGUUGCCAAUGCGUGGUUCUGGAUUGCGCUCUUCUUCCAGCUUUUGGCCAGCUUUGGAUUCCUUCUGUUCUACCGCCGUGAGCAGCUCAACCGACCUUAG